AAUGUUUAUGAGGUUUUACUACUAUUUAUACUAGCACGAUCGAUAACCUCUUUGCGCCUUCUCUCGCUCACGUAUACAAGGACGGAUGAGACAAUUGCAUGGGAUCACAACAUGGCGAUUAGGUAUUUGGAAAAUCACCACAGACCAGCCAUGUCUCAUUUUGUAAGCAAAACAAAAGUUCGAAGAAUAAAUAGCUAAGAAAAGCUCCCACGCUCGACUAUCAAGGCCCAUCGUUCUACUCUUCUCUCCGGCGCCAGAGGAGCUCGAGCUCGCCGGCGUCGGGACUCUCCGUUACAUCUCCGUGUUACUACCGUCUCUCCUAGCAUUUUCAUAGUCUGUGUUUUCGCCUGCUGCCUCGCUUCCGUUUUGCUGUGUGCUUUCUCCGUCACCACUCAUCUUGCUCGCCGUCUCAUCGUCAUUUCGUCUGCUCGGAUCUGUGUAGCCGUUUCUCAUCUCAGGGCGUGGGUAAGAGCCGGAUCUGUUCAGUCAGUGAGUAAGCUCACCGGAUCUGUUCGACUCUUCGUCACCAUGGCAACGCCGUCUCUGAUACGAGCCAAGUCUCUUCCUCCACCAUCAGAUCUAUCGCUCACUUCACCUACUCUGGUCUCCCGUCGCCGCGCUUCUCCAACCGGAAUCUUUCGCCGACGAGAUAGACCCAUCACCACCGUCACCACCACGCCGUGUGCUUUGCGUUUGUGCUUCUCUCCUGUUCUUAUCCUCAAGCCCGGCUCUCCCUCUGUAACACCGUCUCAACCCCCACAGGACAGCAAGUACUCCGUGCUCAGCCCGUUCUCGACUAGGCUCACCGGACUCACGACGACAGCUCCCUCCGACGACGCCUCCUGCUCCGACGGCGCAUUGGGUGCGAUUAUUUGCCAAAGGAAAACCCUAAUCUUAGUGGGCCUUAUGGGCUUGGGCCUGGCCACAAGGAGUUCAGCUACCAACCUUUUUUCCAAACGAUACAUUUGCUUUCACUCGUGGACAUGGGCAGUGUGCAUAACUAAAAUCACCGAAUCUAUGCUUAGCACCGGUUCACCUAGCCGGCCCCUCCCUCUUGUGUAUCGCCCUUCCCCAAACCCAAAGGUACUUUCGUGUGGUCUCCUACCACAAUUCCCUCCGUCUGUGUCCAUACGCUUUGUAGUGUCAAUUUCAAUUAUGGAACUGGAGAUGAUGUUAGACCUAUCCGGCUCACCGGGCGUUUCACUGAAUUUGCUUUCUGAUGUAUAUGAGAUUCUCAUAGUCUUUUCAGAGAUCACUGAUGGAGAUAGAGCUGUUUGUUUACUGAACUAUUUAGCUAGUUCUAGAUGUUCUUUGGGCUGUUCAGCCCUCUCACAAACCCAUUCGCUUGGGUGUAUCAACGUCGUUUACGACAAUGGCAAGCUUGUUGGAGCUUUCAUUUCAGGGAUACAAGUGAAGAUCAUCGAAAGAUUUCUUCACAUUGAGCUAGCCUCUCCCACCAACAUUUCUAUCUUAUGUUUUAGUGUACUCUUUGUUGUUCAUCUGACCGUUGAGAUUAACUCCGGUUUUAUCGUCUUACCGUCGAGCACGGUUGUAACCACUUAACUUUUAAAUUUUAAUAUAUUACGUUGACAAAAAAAAA
Messenger RNA from Brassica rapa (field mustard), 1600 nucleotides. RefSeq lists its product as uncharacterized. The record is from RefSeq and is a predicted model, not a curated record. Lineage: Eukaryota; Viridiplantae; Streptophyta; Magnoliopsida; Brassicales; Brassicaceae.